This is a messenger RNA of Aphanomyces invadans, 4041 nucleotides long. RefSeq lists its product as hypothetical. The record is from RefSeq and is a predicted model, not a curated record. The coding region runs from base 1 to 4041 and encodes 1346 amino acids. Gene Ontology annotation, molecular function: protein binding. The transcript is spliced from 2 exons. Lineage: Eukaryota; Oomycota; Saprolegniomycetes; Saprolegniales; Verrucalvaceae.
AUGCCGCCUUCCCCUGACCACACACUCGAGCUCGAAGCGUUGCAAGCCAUCUAUGGCGACAACUCGGUGCAUGUCAACGUCUCGUCCGAUCGCCAUGUUGGGGUGCAGGUUAUCGUCCAGGACAUUGUGACGUUCGACUUCACAACGAGUGCGUCGUACCCGCGAGACCAACAGUGCCCAGCCGUGUCGUUUACAUACCUCAGCAGCAAGUUCACAGGCGACGAUGACGCGCUUCGUCACGUCAUGUGUUCUGCCGCCGCGUCGCCCCUGGCGCAUGGCGAAGUGUGCCUGUUUAGCAUGAUCGAAGCAGGAGUAGCAUACGUUCAAGACAAUGCAGUAGCAGCCGUCAAGUUGAAGGACGAUGCGUGCCCCCCGGCGCCCGUUCCGCGGGCGAAAUCGCAGGUACCGACUCGAACGAAACAACCAACCAAGCCGCACCCGUCGUCCAAGCAGUCAGUGGACUCGCCAUCUCCAACGGAGAAGGGCAGCAUGCGCACGGCCACGGAUGUGAUACAUCGAAUGCUAUGGGACGACCAGGUCAACGAGAACGAAGUGGUCGUGGGAUACCUCGAUCGAUUCCUCGGCAUCAUGGAGCGCCCCCUCAUGUCGUUCAACUGGAGCGAUAUCUCGACGCUGUCCCACAUGGAGACAGCGAUUCCAAAACACCGCAUUCAGUACUUCAAGUGGAAGGGGGCGAUUGUCUGGGACAAGCGAUGCCGUUUGGAUCGCGUGUUCGGAUCGUCGGGCCACGAGCCCGUGUCGUUUGAUGCGAGCCCCGCGACUCUGGUCUCGUCCCCAAGCCAGAAGAUUGCCAAGGAAGUCGCGCCGUACUUUCCCCCGUUCCACACCAACUCGGACCGCCCGAACGCAUUCUUGUGCAUCCGCAUCAUGGACCCGGCUGUGGUGGCGGCCUGCGUGGCCAUUCAACACGAAAUUGUUGCGACCAACGAUCGCCUCCGCCCCGCGCUCAUCCCGCCGCACAAAUUUCACUGUACGCUUGCCAUGCUCCGCCUCCGCAACGUGCAGGACCUUGCCAUUGCUCAGCGCAUGCUGCUGGAAAUGAGGGGACUCAUCCAGACAACGGUACGAGCAUCGCCUUCGCUUGAGCUCGUCGGCGUCUCGACGUUUUCGAAUCGGGUCGUACAUGUGCAAGUGACGCAUCCAGCCCUUGCCCAAAUUGCCGCGCUCCUCCGACGUCGGUUGCAAGCUGUCGGGAUCUCGGACGUCGGCAACCACGACCCAUUCCAAGCCCACGUCACACUGUGCAAGCUGAACCGCGACAUGUGCAAAACCACUCCAUCCGUGAACUAUUCCAACUCGUCCGUUCGCAUGGGAACCCAGACUUGGAGCGACAUCGAACUGUGCGCGACGGGCGGUCGCCUCGACGCGGACGGGUUCUACGUACGGCUCGCCCCAACGUUAGCCCUCGAUGUCCCGGAGCCCGAUCAUGCCGCGAUGGAAGCUGCUCUUCCACGUCUGCUGCCACGGUCUGUGUUGAUCUUGCGUGGGGCACCCGGUAGCGGCAAGUCGACUGCCAGUCGCGCGGUCGCAAGAGUGUAUGGCCCCCAUGCCGUUCGCAUUUGCAGCGCCGACUCGUUUUUUGAGCUCGCUGGUGUGUACACGUUCGACAAAUCCAAGCUCGACAUGGCGCAUGCCCAUUGCCAGGAUCAAUUCGAUCAGGCGCUCGAGGACUCGACCGUGAACAUUGUCGUGGUGGACAACACCAACGUCGAGCUUCGCCAUCUCCUGCCGUAUGUAGAUCGCGCGCGCGCUGCAAACCGUCCCGUCCAUGUGCUUGAAUUCGAAACGUCGGACGCGGCGGCAUGCAUUCGCCGCUCAAUCCACGACAUUCCCGGCGACUCUGUCGCACGGUAUCUCAAGGUCGAGCCCCUUGGCAACCUCGACGGCAUCGCUUCGAUCACUCGAGUCCCCGUGCAAGGCUUGGUGCCGCCAACGUCCAGGCCGCUCCAGUUCCCGAAGGUCCUGUUCGCUGCAGUUGCCCUUGACGAUUCGUCCAAGGCGCGCUUGAAGCGGCAUGUGACUCCCGUGCAUGCGCAUGUUGCGCUCGACCACGUGACAAUCUCAUACGAACCGUCGGAGGCCGUGUUGAACACUCUACACUUGGGCGCGACUGUUGGAUUUGAAGUGAUCACUUGUGCGACAAAUGCACACGUGCAGGCGCUGGUCGCGACGACUCCCAAAGUUGGCCAGACUUCUUGGGGUAACGGCGGCUCUCCUCCACACGUUACCGUGUCGUUUGCACCAGGGUCGUCCGCCAAGGCGAGCCACGAUCUCUUGGCAACCACACACGCCGUCCCGCUGCCAUUUCCCAUCCCGAUCUCGGGGACUGUGACGUACUACACGCUAGAUCGCCGCCGCGUGACGUCGCUGGCUGAGCUCGUCCAGCUAGGUGACACCGCGUCGUCCCACCGUCAGCCUGCGUUUCAGUCUUUGGUGCUGCCGCCGGCGGUGACGAGCCUUCAUGUGUUCGACUUUGACAUGACGUUGAUUCGACCGCCCCCUCGCCACUACGGCAUGCAAGUUCUGUCCGCACAAGACGCUGCCUCCAUCGGGAAGGACUGGUUCAAGUCCCCCCUGAGUCUCCACUCGUCGCAGAAGCUUGUCCCGCUUCCAGCCGUCAGCGAACUCAAGCGAGUCCUUGGGGCGACGGCCGCCUGUGGCGUUGUCCUGACCGCUCGCGACCAAUCUCUGGAACCUAACAUCCGGGAGGUCCUCGCCGCCUACGGCGUGUAUCCCGACGCGGUCUUUGGGAAGCCAUCGCACUUGACGGCAGACUUAGCCGGCCAGACGCAGGAAAGCCAGGCGGCCGGUCGCGCCCUCGAGAACAUUUCGUUCAAGCUGAGCGCACUCACUUCGUGGGUCGACUCGUCCGAGGCGCUCGAACGUGUCGUCGUAUACGAAGACGACGACGACGUCCUCCAGGAGCUGUACAAGUGGAGUGGCAAGUGGUCGGCCCAGCGCCACCUCUCGAUCGAAAUUGUCGACGCCAAGCUCAUGUACACCGGCAAGCCGUACACGGUGGUGCAGUGGCUCAAGAACCUCGGGCACGUCCCGACGAUUGACUUUACGACCCGCGUUCAUGCGAUCCUCACAGACAUUUCGGGGUGGACCAACUCGACAGACAUCCGUCCAUUUGGGUCGUUUGCGCUGGGGCGGGCAAGCGACUUGGAUGUCCUGGUGGCCAUGCAAGACCACCAAGCUUCGGCCCAGCAAGCGGUGGCGCAGCUGGCGGCCACCAUGCGGCAUCACGGACUCGUGGAUGUGUACGAGAGCGGCAAUAGUCGGUGCCCCGUCCUCAAGGCGCGCUGGACGUUUCCGCAUGCAUCGCCCAUUGAAGUGGACGUUGUGUUCGCCGACAAAGCCGCUCUCGUCGCGUACGACAAUCACAAAACAUCGACGGAUUCGUGGUGGACGAGUUCCAACCCGAACGACCGUGCGCUCUUGGGGCUCGCGACCCUUCGGGCGAUACAGACUCAAAUGGCCACCGCUCCCGUCUCCAUGCACGUAUUUGCGCGCUGCGUCGACGUCGUUGUGGCCCAGCUCAAGGCGAAGCAGCUCCAUGGGACCCAAUACAACGGCGUCCCGACGUUCAAAAUUGCAGCGCUCGUCGCGGCUUUCUGCGCAACGCAGUCGCACGAGUUGUCUGUGAAAGAUGCUGUGAAGGGGUUUUAUGCGAGCCAUCCCGUCUUGGACGUUUCCAACAUCCACCUUGGCCCGCACAUACAAGUGUGUGUUCAAGUAGCGUUUGAUGAAGGCCGCGAGAUUUGCUGCACCGACAAGGGGCCGUUUCCGUCAUCUGGCGCGCUCUCCCGGCUCGUCCAGCGGCGCAGUCCAUGUGUCGACCCUACGCAUAUCGUAUCCAUCGCUGUGACAUACAAGCCGCACGGGACGAAAUCGACGUGGGCGCUUACCCACUGGUUCAACUGGUCGCUUGCCAAAGCAUGGCGCGACUUGUUCCACGCCAAGGCCGUCGAAGUGGAUCCGAUGCAUCCUGCUCCAGGCAUGGCCCCCAAGACAUGA